AUGGCCGCGUUAAUAGCUCCUACUGAUGAUAUGGAGAUGGAGAAGAUCGCAGAGGAUGAACUGUCCAAGUUGCAGAGACAGUUCAGGGUGAUGGAAAUAGACCGGGCUACAGUGCUGAGCAGCGUGCAGCCGACCCUAAGGAUGCAGAAGAACAUCAUCAACACCUUGAAUGCUGACCUGGAGAAGAUCAUGCUGGAACUGAAGUUCACCAAAAGCACUUCCAACCUCAUGGAAGGUGCAAAAAGCCGGGAGAAGUUGAUUGCUCUUCUGAAAGACCACGAAAAAUAUUCGAGUGAAGUGAAAGACCAUCGGGAAACUAUCAAAGAACUGAACUUCUUAUUGAAACAAGUGCAGAAGGAAAUCAAAUCACUGAGGUCCAAAGUUAUGGGGACAGAAAUUGCGUACUCCAACGUCUUGACUGGUCAGACCCUGAUCAGUCAGCUCGAGAACCGCCUGGACACCGCUAUGAAGAAAUUCAAUACGGUGAACAGUGAGAACUACUCCAUGAGAUUGGAAAUUGAUAGGUUGCUGAGAGAUCGGCAAUUCUUCAACACCCAUUGGAAGAAUCAGCUUAAGCGUCUAAUGGAUGGCAAGGCGAUGAUCAUAGAACUAUUGGAGCAAGCAAUCUCCACGUACGACCAGCGUGAGGAGUGGUGCUCCAAGCUGGAUGCCCUCAAGGAGAAGGCGGCUACGGACUAUAGGAAACACUGCUUAGUAAGUAACUUUGUUAUAUAUAUUUGUUAUAGAGACAUGGUUCAUAUUUUUGAGAGACGACCCACAAUAUAA
Molecule: messenger RNA, 786 nt
Organism: Spodoptera littoralis (African cotton leafworm)
Lineage: Eukaryota; Metazoa; Arthropoda; Insecta; Lepidoptera; Noctuidae
Source: the annotation of a GenBank genome assembly